GAAAUGGGGUUUUGAUGAUGAACAGGAUUAUUGAUGAAAUGGGGUGUGUCACCGUGUAUCGGUAAUCGGUAUUAAAGAUGUUCCUCAACAUGUGUUUUGUUAUGGUUGCCUUAGUUCCUCCAAUAUCACUCUACGAAGUACGAACGCUGUUCCUGCUGAUACUUGACUCCUGUGGAAUUUCAGAUCAUCCAGUAUGAAGCUUUAUUUCCUUGGUACGGGAUCCAGCUAUCCUACCAGAAAACGAGGAGUUUCAUCUGCAGCACUCCAGCUUGACGAUGGUAACGUAUGGCUUUUUGACUGUGGUGAAGGCACUCAAAUUCAGGCACAGAAAGUGACUUUGUCAAGGCAGAAGAUUAAUAAAAUAUUCAUAACUCACCUCCAUGGAGAUCACUUGUUUGGACUCCCAGGUCUGUUAUGUACAAUAUCAUCUCAGAUUGGUCUGUCUGAGGAAGAGCUGCAGAAGAAAGGGGCACCAGUUGUUGACUUGUAUGGUCCCCAAGGACUGAGAAGAUUCGUUUAUAAUUCCCUGAGCCUAUCAAGAUCACCAUUGCUAUUUAAGUAUCAAGUUCAUGAACUUGUGCCUAUCAAAGAGCAGUAUUUAGAAGAUUGGGACCAAUGGGUUGUUGACCACUCAGCACCUUCUGUUACUCACCUAAGUGAAUUGCCUGGGUCAUUGAUUCAUCCUGUCGAAGACAGCAAUGGAAAUGUUCACUGGAAACUGUUUGAUGAUGAUAACUGGUGUGCUGUAGCUGGUUGGAUUCAUCACCGUGUGCCUUCUUUUGGCUUUGUUUUAAAUCAAAAGGGUCGACCUGGUACACUUGAUAAGAAUAAGCUAAUAGAACUUGGCCUCCCUCCAGGUCCUUUAUAUGGGCAGCUAAAGAAAGGGAAGGCUGUAACGACAGAAGAGGGUAAACUAAUCACACCAGAUAUGGUUGUUGGAUCACUAAUUCCUGGCAAGUCUUUGGUCAUUCUGGGAGACACAAGAGAUGCUUCUCCUCUUGCUCAUUUAGUCAGUGACAGAGGCUGUGAUGUUCUCAUUCACGAAGCAACCUAUGACAAUUCUCUGAAGGAGAAAGCUGCAGAACAUGGGCACUCAACUUCCGGUCAAGCUGCUGAAUUUGCUAAGAGAAUAAAUGCAAAGGUUCUAUUACUCAACCAUUUCUCUCAAAGAUAUGGACAGGUUAAUGAAGACAGUCAAGAUGAAGAAACGGUAGCAGUUUUGGAACGGGAAGCUUUGGAAGCAGUGGAAGGAACAUCAAUCCAGGUAAAAUGUACUGAAGAUCUGUUUACGUAUGAAUUACCCAUUGCAUCAAGAGAAGUGAUGAAAUAAAUAUAUCAAAUUA
This is a messenger RNA of Macrobrachium nipponense, 1343 nucleotides long. Its product is annotated as zinc phosphodiesterase ELAC protein 1-like. The transcript is spliced from 8 exons. Gene Ontology annotation, cellular component: nucleus. NCBI's taxonomy places the organism in Eukaryota, Metazoa, Arthropoda, Malacostraca, Decapoda, Palaemonidae. The record is from RefSeq and is a predicted model, not a curated record. Bases 194 to 1330 code for a protein of 378 amino acids. Gene Ontology annotation, molecular function: 3'-tRNA processing endoribonuclease activity.